AUGCCAAACACCCUGGCUGAGGUCAGACAUGAGUUGCAGGAUUCACGCCUGCGAUCCUCCCUCCUACUCUCAAUACUCAGCCAAGCCAUUGAAGAGGAGAAAGCUGAAGCCGUGCGAGCCGCGGCCAUCCGAUCUCUCGCAUGUGCAGUCACUCUAAUGGAAGAUCCGGAUAAGCUGGGCCAGCUGGCGUGUACACUGGAACGCAUCCUGAAACAACACCCACCGAAUGAGAACACCCUCGUUGGACUGCCCGACUUCCGUCUUCAAAAUUCUUCUGGGGCUGUUAGUGCGUCUUUGGAGGUGUGGAAGGCAGGCGAUGGAGUUCUUGGCGAACAGAAUGGCUUUGAGGUGACAUGCGACUGGUUGCUCCCCGCUGUAGCCCAGUGGUGUUUGGAGGAGGACAAACUGAAUGAUCUUCUCGUAGGACCAUGGCUUGAUCGCCUGAAUUCGCUCGGUCUGGUAAGUACUCUCUCUGUAAGCCCUCUUAUACUGAAGCUCGGAUCAGCCAAGAUAAAGUAA
Messenger RNA from Dibothriocephalus latus, 519 nucleotides. The record is from the annotation of a GenBank genome assembly. Lineage: Eukaryota; Metazoa; Platyhelminthes; Cestoda; Diphyllobothriidea; Diphyllobothriidae.